This is a messenger RNA of Insectozyma verbasci, 822 nucleotides long. The record is from the annotation of a GenBank genome assembly. Lineage: Eukaryota; Fungi; Ascomycota; Pichiomycetes; Serinales; Debaryomycetaceae.
AUGGCAGAGUCAAGACGACCAUCAUUACCAUUCUUUAGAAACUCUGAUCAACAUAUAUCAAAUAGUCCAACUAUAGGUAAUAUCAAUGCCCAUGUUGAUGAAGAACCAACUUUUAUUGAAUCUGGUAUAGUGGAAGAAUCAAAAGAUGAAUUAUAUUCAGUUAGAUUAACACCAUUAAUUGAUCAUAGCUCAAAUUCAAAUUUAUAUUUCGCUCCAAUUAUAAGAAAAGUUAAACAUGGUGAACCUUUAUUAAUCUGUAGGUAUACUGAAAAAAUGAAAGCAAGUUCAUCAAAAGGUUCUUCAGCUCCAAUAGUUUUUAAAUCAAAAGUUGUUUCAAGAACGCAUGCUCAAUUAGAAUGUAAUGAAAAUGGUCAAUGGUUUAUUCAAGAUAAAAAAAGUUCAAGUGGUACUUUUUUGAAUCAUAUUCGUUUAUCAUCAGCAAAUGUUGAAUCAGUUUUAACUCCUGUAUGUGAUGGUGAUAUAAUACAAUUAGGUAUGGAUUAUAGAGGUGGUACUGAAGAAGUAUAUAGAUGUGUUAAAAUGAGAUGUGAAUUUAAUAGAAGUUGGCAAAGAAAAGUUUCACAAUUUAAUCUAGAAAUUCAUCAAAAAUUAAAAGAUUUAAAAUUAGAUGAUACAAAUAAUGGUGAAUGUGCUAUAUGUUUAAUGAAAAUAGAACCUUGUCAAGCUUGGUUUGUGAGUCCAUGUUCUCAUUCGUGGCAUUACAAAUGUAUAAGGCCAAUUAUUGUUAAAAGUUAUCCACAAUUUUAUUGCCCAAAUUGUAGGACAAUGUGUGACUUGGAGACUGAUUUAGAAUCUGAGUAA